Messenger RNA from Gigantopelta aegis, 465 nucleotides. Its product is annotated as receptor-type tyrosine-protein phosphatase alpha-like. The record is from RefSeq and is a predicted model, not a curated record. Gene Ontology annotation, biological process: protein dephosphorylation. The annotation marks the transcript as partial. Gene Ontology annotation, molecular function: protein tyrosine phosphatase activity. The transcript is spliced from 5 exons. Lineage: Eukaryota; Metazoa; Mollusca; Gastropoda; Neomphalida; Peltospiridae.
GGUUAUGGACAUUCCAAGAAGUUUAUAGCUGCACAAGGACCACUGAAGAAAACAUUAAUUGAUUUCUGGAGUCUAGUCUGGCAAGAGCGACCCAAUACCAUCAUCAUGGUAACCAAUCUUAAGGAGGGAUCUAAGACUAAAUGUGAACAAUAUUGGCCUGAGUCGUAUAUGGAACCAACUACUUUUGGACCUUUUAUUGUCACAUUAGUGGAUGAACAGAGAAUACUAGAUUGUCCCAUCUUAGUCCACUGCAGUGCUGGUGUAGGUCGUACUGGUACAUUUAUUGCUGUGGAUAUAGCUCUGGAACAAGCUAGUAAAGAGAGAGUAGUAGAUAUUGCUGGUAUUAUCAAUAGACUUAGAGAACAGAGAAUGAAGAUGGUCCAGACAGCAGGUUAUCAUGAAAAGAAAGCAUUCAUUAUAGCUCAGAGUCCAACAGAGAACACUAGCAGAGACUUUGGAAGAUGA